UGACGUCAGGCCGUGAUGACGUCUCACCACUUCCUGUCUCCCCCGUUGGCAGCCAUGAUGCAGGAAGGACUGGACGACGGACCUGAUUUCCUCUCCGAGGAGGACCGGGGGCCGCGGGCAGUGAACGUGGAUCUGCAGACGGACGCCACGCUGCAGGUCGACAUCUCCGACGCCCUGAGUGAGAGAGACAAGGUCAAGUUCACCGUCCACACCAAGAGCACGCUCCCUAACUUCAAGCAGAACGAGUUCUCAGUGGUUCGACAGCACGAGGAGUUCAUCUGGCUGCACGACUCGUUUGUGGAGAAUGAAGACUACGCAGGAUACAUCAUCCCCCCUGCCCCCCCCAGACCAGACUUUGAUGCGUCCAGAGAGAAGCUGCAGAAGCUGGGGGAGGGAGAAGGCUCCAUGACCAAGGAGGAGUUCACCAAGAUGAAGCAGGAGCUGGAGGCAGAGUACCUGGCCAUCUUUAAGAAGACAGUCGCCAUGCACGAGGUCUUCCUGUGCCGUGUGGCGGCUCAUCCUGUCCUUAGGAAGGACCUCAACUUCCACGUCUUCUUGGAGUACAACCAGGAUCUGAGUGUUCGAGGGAAGAACAAGAAGGAGAAACUGGAGGAUUUCUUUAAGAACGUGGUGAAAUCAGCUGAUGGCGUCCUGGUGGCCGGAGUCAAGGACGUUGAUGAUUUCUUUGAGCACGAGAAGACGUUUCUGUUAGAAUAUCACAACCGAGUGAAAGACGCUUCGGCCAAAUCCGACAGAAUGAUUCGCUCACACAAAAACGCUGCAGAUGACAUCAACAGAAUCGCUUCGUCUCUCUACACAUUAGGAACGCAGGACUCCACAGACCUCUGCAAGUUCUUUUUGAAAGUGUCAGAGCUGUUUGAGAAAACGAGGAAAAUUGAAGCUCGAGUCGCAGCAGAUGAAGACCUGAAGCUCGCCGACCUCCUGAAAUAUUAUCUGAGAGAGUCGCAGGCUGCAAAGGACCUGUUGUACCGGAGGAGCCGGGCCCUGGUAGACUACGAGAACGCUAACAAGGCUCUGGAUAAAGCACGAGCCAAAAACAGAGACGUCCUGCAGGCCGAGACCAGCCAGCAGCUCUGCUGCCACAAGUUUGAGAAGAUCUCUGAGUCCGCCAAGCAAGAGCUCGUAGACUUUAAAACGAGACGAGUGGCGGCGUUCAGGAAGAACCUGGUGGAGCUGGCAGAGCUGGAGCUCAAACACGCCAAGGGGAACCUCCAGCUGGUGCAGAGCUGCCUGGGGAUCCUGAAAGGUAACACCUAACUGUACGACCCCGGACACCCAAUCACACACCCCCAUCGCCCUGCCCCCCCCCAUCACCAACUGUGGGGCGGAGCCUGGACGAAGGGACGGAUAACACUGAGAACUCUGGACCAGAGAGAGAGAGAGAGAGAGAGAGAGAGAACAAAGGGUUAACUGUGACAGGAAGUCUGUUAUCUUCAUCACUAACAAUCACUGCCCUCCUCAUCCUCAUCCUCCUCCUCCUCUUCAUCCUCCUCCUCAUCCUCCUCAUUGUCUCCUCCCACAGGUCCAGUAUCGGGUCAGUGUGGUUCUGUCUCUCCUGAGAGUUUUAAUGUGGCUGACUAUGAUUGAUCCGUAUCAAUGAUUCCUUAUUGGUGCUGAUCAGUGUCAGAACAGUUCACAGCUCAAUUCAUUUUUCUGAAUGUUGAUUUCCGUCAGUUAAAUGUCUGAACACAUAAAGUUUGAUUGAAUUCAGUGGAGCUGAAGCAGAACUUCACUCAGACGAGAGCGAGUGUAAACUGCUCUUCAUCUCAUGUUGACUAGAACGUAUCUUGUAAUCACCUUUUCAUCAUCAGGAGCACUAGAGCCACGUUGAAGAAACAAAAUCUGAUAUGUUGAGAAUAAGUUUGUAAUAUUAUGAGAAAAAAGUCAUAAUUCUACAAGAAUUAAGAAAAGAUAAAUACAUUUUUAGCAAAUAGCCAUGAAGUAGAACUCAUUGUCACACAGAGACUGAUCCUCUGAUAUUCACCAUCUAACAGCGCACGUGGAGGAAAAUUAUCACUUUAUUAUUGUAAAAUUACAACUUCAUAAUGUUACAGCUUUAUUCUUGUAUAGUUGCAAAUUAAUAAUAAUUUACAACUUUGUUCUUGUAAUAUUAUGACUUUAUCGGUGUAAUUUUUUCUUUCUUUGGCCCUAAUCAAUUUUAUGUGUCAUUGUCUUUAAUAUUCGAACAUAUUUUUUGGGGUUAAGCGAGGGGGACGGUGUGCGAGGGGACGGUCUGCGAGGGGGACGAUUUGAUUUCAAAAUAUUUGACUGAUAUUUGAAUAAGUGCAGGAUUCUGUCUCUUCUGAUCAUCUCUGAUGAAGUGUCACUCCUCACCUUCACCUUCAUCUUCACCUUCAUCCUCAUCUUCCCCUUCAUGCGUGAAGUGUGUCUCUCGCUCGCACUCUCUCACUUUCUGUGUCUGUUGGGGUUGUUUUAUUGUGAAGGUGAACUUCCUGUGCUGCUGUGUUUUGGGUCCAGCUCUGUUUCUGUUCUUAUUCAAGUAAAAUAUCACAAAAUAAAAUAUGAAUAUGUACAUGUUUGUUUUAGUUACUAAUGAACGCUAAUCAUCUUCUUCAUCUCCUUCAUCUUCACUAACUGUAGCUUCUGUUGAUUUUCUCUGAGUCAGAUGUUUUCUUGUUGUUCUGUUGAGGGCGGGGCUUCGGUCAGUUUUGCCUUAACAUCGAUCAGUUGCUCUGUUUGAUUUUUCAUAAGUUUUAAAAAUUGAAAACUGUUUUUGUCCCUGCUUCUUUUUUUAAAUGCACUGUAUAUGAAUGUUUUUCACUCUUGUGUGACCAAAGCUUCCAUUUACUGAUUGAAGAUGAAGACGUGAUGAAACAGAAAUAAAAUGAAAGAAGAACAAAAAGAACAUUUGAGUUGUUUCCUAUCGGAGCAGGUCUGUGACACACGCUGCUCAAACAGAGACUCAAUAAACUUUACAGACACUUUU
This is a messenger RNA of Hippoglossus stenolepis (Pacific halibut), 2968 nucleotides long. RefSeq names its product sorting nexin 6 (gene snx6). Lineage: Eukaryota; Metazoa; Chordata; Actinopteri; Pleuronectiformes; Pleuronectidae. Gene Ontology annotation, cellular component: endosome. The record is from RefSeq and is a predicted model, not a curated record. Gene Ontology annotation, molecular function: phosphatidylinositol binding.